CGCAUUCACAGUCUUCCUUGAACACGGCUCUUGAUCAACCCCGCCCGUCGUGUGCCUGCGUCCCUCCGCCCGGCUUCCAUACUCAGCUGCGCGCGCUGCUUCGAGUUCACCCUGGGGAACCUGUGUGGCAAGCCCUAUAGAUACGUCAUCGCCCCGACGGGUACACUACGCCGCGCAGAGUAGAGGCAUCGCCAAUUGAACAACAGGUUGAAGCUUACUCGCGCACUUGUUCGCUCAGCGAUUGCACCCUCUAGACCACCUCGCGGAACUUUCUGUGACUUUGACUAGUCAUGGCAGUUCCUACGCAACUCGCUUACCGCACAUCCAAGGGUAUUGGGGUUUUGAAUGCGGCACCGCUCUAUGAGCCGCUGCCUGGUUUCCAGCGUCCCGAGGGCAACCUCCGAUGCUGUUGUUACUCUUCCGAUGGCAGGUACUUUGCUUGGGCAUCUCCCGAACAGGUUUCGGUUAUUGAUGCCUCCGUCGGCCACAUCAUCACUACUUUGCCUACCCCGAAUGUCUUUGAGUUGGGCUUCUCUCCUCUGGGAACCUAUAUCAUAACUUGGCAGCGCCCUUCGAAGGACGAAGAUGGAAACGCGACAAAGAACCUGAAAGUCUGGCGGACCAUCGCGGGGGAGGAUGAGACCGACGAGAAUAGGAGCGUCGUUGGGCAGUUCGUACAGAAGAAUCAGACCGGCUGGAAUCUGCAAUACACUGCGGAUGAGAAGUUCUGCGCACGUCUCGUCACAAACGAAGUCCAGUUCUACCAGUCCGGAGAUUUGGGAACUGUUUGGAAUAAGCUCCGUGUCGAGGGAGUGGCUGACUUUGCGCUUUCCCCGGGAAAGAACCAUUCAGUUGCUGUUUUUAUGCCGGAGAAGAAGGGCAUGCCCGCUGCCGUCAAAGUCUACCAGGUCCCUCAAUUCAACUCCCCUGUUUCGCAGAAGACCUUCUACAAAGCGGACAAGGUGCAAUUGAAAUGGAAUGCCUUGGGUACGAGCCUGAUUGCUCUCGCACAAACCGAAGUCGAUAAGUCAAAUAUGAGCUACUAUGGCGAGACCAAUCUGUAUAUCCUUAGUGCGAAUGGCACUUUCGAUUCGAGGAUCGACCUGGAUAAACAGGGACCAAUUCACGAUGUGGCCUGGUCACCGAAUUCGAAGGAAUUCGGCGUGGUCUAUGGUUAUAUGCCUGCUAAGACGACCAUUUUCAAUGCUCGCGCGAUCCCCCAGCACAGCUUCGAUCUUGGUCCUCGGAAUACCAUCCUCUUCUCUCCCCACGGUCGGUUCGUACUUGUAGCAGGCUUUGGAAAUUUGGCUGGCCAUAUGGACAUCUACGAUCUUGAAAAGAAUUAUACCAAAGUGUGCACCAUCCAGGCUUCCAAUUGCACUCACUGCGAAUGGAGUCCGGAUGGCAAGCAUAUUCUGACCGCUACUCAAAGCCCCCGCCUACGGGUCGAUAAUGGAAUACGUAUCUGGCACGUAGGCGGUGGUCUUAUGUACAACGAGGAUAUGACGGAGCUGUACCAUGUUACUUGGCGCCCGCUGUCGACACUGCAACACCCCCUUGAGAACCCCCUGCAUCCCGUUCCGACCCCACAUCCCUCCGCUCUUGCAUACCUGAGUACGAUUAAGACUCCCUCGAAACCUGCAGGCGCAUAUCGGCCACCAGGUGCCCGUGGAACUGCCACUCCUCUUCACUUCAAGCGCGAAGACGAGGGCGGCAAUCCAAUCAUCAACGCUGGCAUCUCGUCCACGAGCACGGCAUAUGGGAACGGAAACUCCUUUGGCAGGCCUCGCCGUCAGGUCCCCGGCGCCGAACCCGUGGAACAUCAUCCCCCCGGUGCCGCUCCAGGUGGAGGUGUCAGUCUGACGGGGACUGGAGAAGGUGAUGAGGGACUGUCCAAGGCAGCUCUGAAGAACAAGAAGAAGCGGGAGGCUAAGAAGGCCAAGGAGGCAGCUGAGAAGGCAGCCGGCUUAGCCGCCGAUGGCAUUAAUCCACCCAGCGGACCGGCAGGUCGAAGCCCUGAGCGACGCGACGGUCACAACCGCAGCAGGAGUCGGAAUGGUGGCUUCAGUGGCCAAGAUAAACCUCGAAGUGCUAGCCAGCGCCGUAACUUCACCGGUACCUCUCCUGGGCGCCCUGGAUCUGGAUCUGGAGACCAGGGACACCAAUUUCAGCAACACCAUCACCGGGGUGGAUCUGGCCAUCAUCACCAGCAGCAUCCCAGGGCCGGUCAGGCUGCACCUGCGCCGGCUAAUAUUCAGACGCAGAACCAGGCUCCGCCUGAUGUCACUGUGACGAGCCCUGGCGCCGGUGGUCCUCAGGACAAGAAAGUUAGAAGUCUUUUGAAGAAGAUACGGGCCAUUGAGGAUUUGAAGAUGCGGCAGGCUGGUGGUGAGAAGCUGGAGGAUACCCAGGUCAAGAAGAUUGCCACCGAGGACUCGAUUCGUAAGGAGUUGGAGGCUCUGGGGUUUCAGGGUUAAUAGCCUGUGGCCCAGCCUGACGUAGUACAAGCGACUGCUGUUCUGGAUGAUUGAUAGCUUUGGUUUUCUGCAUGGCAUGGUUGUUCAGCGAGCGCCCUUGUAUGAGACAUAUAUGCAUCAUGGCAAAAAAUGCAGCAUGUAGAGAAAACGGAUACAGAGGAUGUGGAGGGCUAGUUGGAAAGGAGAGGUCCUUGACUCGUAUCAAGGGUUAGCAAACUUGACUGGAACCAGAUGUUGGGUUUCCGUGAUCUUCGAGCCCAUGCAACGAUAUGAG
Molecule: messenger RNA, 2751 nt
Organism: Westerdykella ornata
Lineage: Eukaryota; Fungi; Ascomycota; Dothideomycetes; Pleosporales; Sporormiaceae
Product: translation initiation factor eIF-2A
Exons: 5
Coding region: 291-2477 (728 amino acids)
Biological process (GO): translational initiation
Cellular component (GO): cytosolic small ribosomal subunit
Molecular function (GO): ribosome binding; translation initiation factor activity; mRNA binding
Source: RefSeq, a predicted model, not a curated record